Molecule: messenger RNA, 1500 nt
Organism: Pocillopora damicornis (cauliflower coral)
Lineage: Eukaryota; Metazoa; Cnidaria; Anthozoa; Scleractinia; Pocilloporidae
Product: ras-related protein Rap-2a
Molecular function (GO): GTP binding; GTPase activity
Source: RefSeq, a predicted model, not a curated record
UUUUUUUCGCCUCCUUUGAAAGUAUAUAUUGAAUUGACAUGUCAGUUUAGGUGGUUUAGAUUGACAAGCCGUUACAAAAACAGUCUUGUCAGGUCCAAAACCGCUCCUACUUCCUGCAAUGCAUGAGGUCUACAAAUUGUGGGCGCAGAAAUGAAAAAUAAUCUCCUUCGUGUUAUUCUAGAAUGCCAUGAAAUUUUAACCCUAUUGUCGUCACUAUCUUCACGUCCUGUAUAUCUGGCGCAGUCGUCGCCGUAUUUCCUACAUAAAGGCGAGCUCAAGCCUAUCCAGAGGAACAGAAUAACGCUCCACGAACGUUACUGAGAAUGAAGAAACAAGUUAAAGAAGAGAGAAUAGCCGCAGUCAAGAAACGUAGUUCAACGUACUUGAAAAAAUUCACCGUAGCAGUUUUCGGGGAAGCUAGGACAGGAAAAUCAUCCUUAAUUCGGACCUUCCUUGGAGAGACAUUUAAAAAUGACUAUGAACCGACCAUAGAAGACUUUUACUCCAAGCAGAUUGUCUACAACGACAAAAAUUACCAAGUGGAUAUCAUAGACACUUGUGGUACAGAGAAUUUCCCGGCCAUGCGGAAAGUGGAUAUCAACAAGGCAGACGCCAUUUUGCUUGUGUAUUCUCUGGACAAUCCGCGCUCUUUUGAGCGGCUUCGUGAGCUAAGAGAGGAAGUCUUUCAAGAACGAGGCAUUGGUUUGCCUGUUAUGGUUGUAGCGAACAAAUCAGACGUCGUCAUAGAUGGACAUGCUUUAGAAAUGAAAAUGAAUGAUGGAUCUUUGGUGAACACUAAAUAUGUCGCUGAGAAGGAAUGGAACGUAUUGUGGACGAUAACUUCAGCCAAAAUGGCGUGGGGUAUCGAGGACAUGGUCCAUGGACUCAUUGAUGCAUUCUACGCCCGAAGAGCACAAACAUUGCCAACUAAAGGUAGCUCAUGGUUAAAAAGGAGUCCUAUACUUAACAGCUUACGGCGGAAAUCCAAGUAAAAUUUUGAAAUGACUGCCGGUCUCACUUAGUAUCUGCGAGUAUGCUUUCAACAACUGUAUGAUAUGAAUUUACGUCGCUAAAAUGUUUGUUUUCCUUGCGUGGAGCGUCGUUCACGAUGCAUGAUAUUUUUGUUUUUGGCUUCACGCUUUGCUGCAUUCGUGGAUGCACAGAAUUUAAGCCAUUUGUUGUUUUUUUAAAUGCUUUCAAGACAAAUCAUUGUUGACUAUCUAGAGUUUCAAAUUACCUUGAUUCGUUUGAAAAUCUACUCGCUCUUUUCAUAAAAUGUCAUAAUCCUAAUCAAGGCAGUUUUCAGAAGCAUAUUUCAAAUAACAAGCUAAAUACUAUCUUAGCCAUCUAAGUGUGUUAAUCAGUUAACAAUAUUGAAUCAUCAAUUUCUCAGAAGUUUAUUUUCCCCGAAAUUGAUGCAAAUGACUGAAAAUAAUAUAAUUUGAAUGACAGUUGUUUAUAUGAAUUAUACUGAAAUUAAAGAUAAGCUUUUUAUAGUGA